GAUUUCAUAAACGUCAGGGUUGUGAGUUUAUACGUCCUUUAGUAAAUUUAUAGUGUUUCUUUGGUAGAUUUGCGAAAAUAUGCAGCGUUCCAGAGCAACUGCAGCAUUGAUGCGCUUAAAAGAGAUUGACAGAAAAUAUAAAUCUAAAAUCCAAGAUGAAAAUCAAUUAGAAUCAAGUGUUAGCACUAUCAGCACACUUAACAGUAUUAGUAAUGAAGUGAAAAAGUCAAUUCCUGGUUCUGGUGAUUCAUCUGAUACAGGUUUGAAGCCAAAAUUAAAAAUAAAAAUGCCUGAUGCUCAUAUUGAACAAGUCAAAGAAGUUCCUUUUGAGGGUAAAAAGGAUUUUUCAGCUAUCGCUGUGACAAUAUUCAAUAAAACAUCUGAAGAAUCCCUUGAGACAAAUUCUCCUGUGAUAUCUGAGGAAGUAAGUCAUAACACAACAAAUGUUGACAGCAUUGGGCCAGCUGGCGAGGGUAAUGUCACUGAUUCUUUUGAAUUAAUAAAAAAUAAUAACAAAGUAUCAAGUGAUGAAAGAUUAGUCACUGAAGUGUCAGAAGACCAGAGUCAGCUUAUAUCAAAACUAUCAUCCAGCAAAAAUGAUCAAAUAAUUGAAGACUUUGGUAUACAAAUAGUAGAAAGUUUAUCAUCUUCACAGAAUUUACCUUAUACUUCAUCUUCUUCAGGGAAGGAAGUUCGUCCAAACACAUAUUCCAAUGAUUCAUUUGAUGAAGAAUCUAAUAGUUUUCCAACAUAUGAAAAUUCUAAUGACAAUAAAUCAUCAGGAACUUCUUCUAUAAAAUCAGACAUGCAGAAAAAGUCAAGUAGAAGUGAGCAAUCCCAUUCAAAACAGACUGAAGUGAUAUCUUAUAGUCAAUAUUUAAUAAAUCGGACAGAUACUAAGGAUGAAACAAAAAUUAUAGAGCUUAUGUCUCCUAAACUUAUUCAUACUACUAGUGUCUGUGAAGUGGAUCUGAAUAAAGAAUUAUCUCAAUACGUUAAGAUCACAGAGAAUACAGAAUCGACAGAAUCUAUCAAACCAGUUUGUCUAUUGAAGUCUCCAAAAGUCUGCAUGAUACAAAAACCAAAACAGAAGCGAUCAGGUCGUGCCAAAUCUUCCAUGAACUCUCAUAAAUCAGAGACGACAACGGUUCAAAUCAUUCCCAAACACCAAACCCACAUAAAUAACAUUUUGUCUGAAAAGACAAAUACCAAACAGGAACCAGGAAGUCAUUGGAGUUCACCAAAAACGCAAUCUAGCAAAGGCUCCAAAAUCACAUCCAAUUCAAAGAAAUCUGGAAUUCAAAAACGUGGAGAAUUGGACAUAGCUAUUGUACUGAAGAAAAAAGAACAGCAAACAAGAAGUAAAACAUCAUUGUCAGGAAAUGAAACUAUAGUUCAAAAAGAUGAAAAAAGUCUCUCUUCUAUUUAUCAUCUUAGACAAGAAGACAUCGAUCACCACACUGUUCAAGAAUUUAAUCAAAACUUAAAAUGCAACCAAAAAUUUCCACGGAGUCCAAAGACAGGUAUAAUUCACACUAAAGAACAAAAGCAGAAUUCACAUGAAAGUGAUAAUUUUGAUAAAAUUGUUUCUUCACACAAUCAUGGAACUCCUUAUGCAAUUUACAAAACAGUAAGCACUAAGCCAGUCCCUUUGACAAGAAUAAGAGGUAUUUUAGAUUCUCAAAAUAUGAAAGUCCACAGAAAUCAGACUUUGCGACACAAUGCUCAGCAACGACACAGCGACAAAAUGGUUAAAAACCGUAAUAAUGCGAAGAAUACAAAAUCGGCAAAAUCUUACAGAAAUUCAAAAUCAUUAGAAAACGAGACAUUAGUGCCACGUCGAAAACAGGACGUGAAUCCACUUGAAACUCAAAUGACAGCCCUGAGGAUGAAGAAUAAGCAAAAUAAUAUUCAACUAAAAGUAAGCCGAUACAUUCAACAGUUUGAAGAAGAGAGAAGAAAAUUAAUGAUGUACCCAUUGGAUCCUCCGUUCAUCCAUAAAACAGAAUCUUUAGCAUUCAAACCUCUAGAUUUUCCAAAAAUCAUCGAAUUCACUCGACCUGAUAUAGCGGAAAUGUAUUCGAGUUUAAAGCUGCCUUCUGCGGUGGACUAUCGUAACGCACUUCGCAUUCGAGUUAUGGAAAUUCGUGAGUGGUUGAAAGAUCAAUUCACGUUAUAUCGUGACUACAGCAGUCUUAUCUCGACAAUCAAUUCAAAUUACAUCCCCACCACGUUGGAAGAUGCAAAAAAGAUCAUUCAAGAAGUGCAGCAAUCAUCCAACAGUAGACGUAAUCGACACCGGAAAUGAUUGCUGGAUAACGCUGCAACGUGAGAUACAACCGCUUGAUGAUCAAUACUAUGAUGCAAUGGAUGAAUGACUAAUCCUUGGGGAAAAAUACGGAAACCAGUAAGCGGUUGAUUAAUCGGCAUCCUAACGAGAUUCAACCCCUCGUAACAGGAGGUCGAACAAUGACUAUCGAUUGAUCGAUAAGUGAGACUAUCGAUGCUUAUCUGAAAGGACGGAGUAGUUUCUGACACAGUCGAUUAUACGUUCUCUAAAUGUGUUUUUGAUGGUCCUACUUAUCAUGACUGUCAACAAUCAGUGCAGGCUGACCUUUAUCCUGAGGUCAUUAUCAUUCAGAGAACGAAGGGUGUUUAGAGGGGAUGAUAAUAUACUUGCUUUUAAUAUCAGUGUAACAGAUAGUACAUAAUUUUUCUGAAAAUAUGCACAAACGACAUUCGAUACCAAUCAAUUUUAAACAGAAAAAAAUUAGAAACUUUGAUUUACAGUCCUGACAAUGAGAUGGAUGCUGGUCGCGAACUUGAACUCUGACCCAUGACCCCUUCUAUAAGGAUACCUAUAAAUAUCGCUCUCGAGGACAAUAUAUAAAUUUACUCUAUAUUUUUUUUACCAUGACAGAGGUCACUCGUGCACGACCUUACAAAUUUCACACUCUGCCGGGUUCCUCACGGAUUUUCUAAUGACAACGUAAAGGUUAGCCAAGAGGGACCUUUGGCAAAGGUCAGUGCAUCAUUAUUCCGUCAGGUCGUGGACAGAUGUGUGGUCACCUAUUUAUAAUAAUUCCUGUCCGAUGGCCGUCAGGAUUUGUACCUCUUGCUAUAAUGUGAAUUCAUACGUAUCGCGUUUGGCGACUAACUUAGCACGUCUUUAUUCCGUUCAAUUAGACGAAUUUGUGUCUACGAUGUACGAAUAACUACAGCAUGGUUAUUCGACUGUGUUAAAAAGAAAAAAAAAGAGAAAAAAGAAAGGGAAAAAAGAACAAGCUAAAAAGGAGAGUCAGUCGGAGACGCCAUUGUUCCUUUAGAGGGCAGAGUACGGAAACAAAGAACAAUUCAGAACCGUACACACGCUCGGCGGACUUCAUAUUAAUUAUCCGACAGUAAUCUAUAUCUCUGUAUAUCCCCUAAAAUGCAAAGUUCCUUACGUUAAUCAAAAUCUAUCCGUAAUCGAAGCUUCCCUUUCGUUGUUAAUCGUAGCCAACAGGAAAUUAGUAAGACACGUGACUCACAUAGUCGUCACGUGGGAUUCCUCGCGUUCUUAGGGGAUACGAAGAGAGAUUUAAGAUUUGAGAAUUAGAAUUGACGCUUGUAAUAUUAUUGUGAACGUUGUCAUAAU
Cephus cinctus (wheat stem sawfly) is the source of this 3637-nucleotide messenger RNA. RefSeq lists its product as uncharacterized. The transcript has 4 exons. The record is from RefSeq and is a predicted model, not a curated record. The coding region runs from base 80 to 2308 and encodes 742 amino acids. Lineage: Eukaryota; Metazoa; Arthropoda; Insecta; Hymenoptera; Cephidae.